This is a messenger RNA of Anarrhichthys ocellatus (wolf-eel), 2330 nucleotides long. RefSeq names its product calcineurin-like EF-hand protein 1 (gene chp1). Gene Ontology annotation, molecular function: calcium ion binding. The record is from RefSeq and is a predicted model, not a curated record. The transcript is spliced from 7 exons. NCBI's taxonomy places the organism in Eukaryota, Metazoa, Chordata, Actinopteri, Perciformes, Anarhichadidae. Bases 296 to 883 code for a protein of 195 amino acids.
ACAGGAAGGUAACUUGGCCGUAACCCGUCCUGGUAGAAUGAAAACACGACAGACCGUAGAAAAGCGUAACUAGCAGACAGACUAUAGCGAUACAUCACUCAAAGAACAUUAAACGGCUGGUCGUGUUUAACGGCUUUGUUAGUUUCCAACUGCUUUCACGAGUGAAACAGGCUUUUUAGCUCGCUACGUUAGCUUGUUUGCUAACUUUAACAUAAAUCCGGAUUGAGAUUCUUCCACAGCUGGCUAGGUUGCGCAAGACGUCUAUCAAGUCCUCUCGUUUAUUUAACACUUCAACAUGGGAUCCAGAGCGUCCACGUUACUCCGAGAAGAGGAAAUUGAAGAAAUUAAGAAGGAGACUGGCUUCUCACACAGUCAGAUCACUCGCCUGUACAGCCGCUUCACUAGUCUGGAUAAAGGAGAAAACGGCACCCUCAGUCGAGAAGAUUUCCAGAGGAUCCCGGAGUUGGCCAUCAAUCCGCUGGGAGACCGGAUUAUCAACGCGUUCUUUCCUGAGGCAGAGGACCAGGUGAACUUCAGGGGCUUCAUGCGGACCUUGGCUCACUUCAGACCAAUCGAGGACAACGACAAGAGCAAGAACGUGGCUGUCAGCGAGCCACUCAACAGCAGGACAAACAAGCUGCUGUUUGCUUUCCGUCUGUAUGACCUGGACAGAGAUGACAAAAUCUCUCGGGAUGAGCUGCUGCAGGUCUUGCGGAUGAUGGUUGGUGUAAACAUUUCAGACGAGCAGCUCGGCAGCAUUGCCGAUAGGACCAUACAGGAGGCUGACACCAACGGAGACAACUCCAUUUCCUUCAGUGAAUUCAUCAAGGUCUUGGAGAAGGUGGACGUGGAACAGAAAAUGAGCAUCCGGUUCCUACAUUAAAUAAACUUUUAUUAUUGUUAUUAUUUUGGUUAGAGCUUCAACAUAUCGGUUGAUUUCAGAACACGGCCUCAUGCAGCUUGUCAUAGCCCACACUACGAGAACACACCGUCAGACCGAGCGUUGGGUAGAUCAUGUUACAGAUCUGGAGGUUGUGCUUCUGCACUGCUCUGUCAACAAAGGGGAACGUUUCGUGCCUUGGGUUGUUCUAUGCAAUAUGAAUCUUUUUUUCCUCAAUCAUGGAGCAUUAUUUAUUAGAAAACGUUUAGAGGGUCCCAGUUAGUACCACUGCUGUUCCACUUUUCACAUGGAUUUGACAGUACGGUACAUUAAAGCUUUUUGCUAUUGCAGUGAGUACGUUUAUUUUAGGUUUAAUCAUGCGGUUUAAUGGAUAGAUGGCACAGGAUGUGUCCUCCGUAUGAAUAUGCAAUGGCUCAAAGUGAAACUUAUUAGAUGUUUGAUUCCACUUCUAAACAGACAGUGUUUUUUUUUUUUUUUUGGACUUGUGGCAGAGCAAGUCAGACCAGAGCAAGUGGAGAUCUGCUCCACAGAUGUUUGUGUGUAACUCACUGAAGUGCUGUGGCUUUGGUUCCCCUUUUAUAAGUUAUUAUCUCAACUGUAAACCAGAACCUAUCGCCGAGUUUGUGUAUUUUUAUUUUUCAUAGGGGUUAACGUAGCUACUGCCAAUAGAUUGUAAUUACCUGUUUCAAUUGUUGGACUCGAACCAAAGUGAGUUUUACCCUCUUUCAACCACUGAUUCAUCACGUGUGUGGUGAUGAUUAAAGAACUCCGUGUUCAGUUCAAAACUGUGGCGUUAAGAAGAUUUCACAAAAACUGCAGCUAUCUCUUUGGCUAGUGUGUGUUUCUUCCCUAGCACCUGUUCUUACUCAUUUGCUGAAUGGUCUCGCUAGGAUUCAGCUGCCACCGUGUCCUGCUUUCCAGAUUGAGUCUUAAAGCCCUGGCUAACAGUGUCGGGCCCUGUGAGGGAGUUUGUGCUGUGGAUUAGUUAGUUUGUAGACUUAGAACAGGUAACCCCAUGAUAACGUGCUAUGGUUCUAUAUAUCUGAUCAGUUUUCCUGUGGCGAAGGAAAGUGUGUGUUGAUGUAUGCACUGCUUCAAUAUUUGUCUGGCUGUUUCUUUUCCCAUCGAAUAGUUCCAGAGAUAAAAAAAAAAAAAAAAAAAGAAUCUAAUGCUUUAAAAUAUAUAUUUUCUGUACAGGCUAGUGUACAUGAACUGUGCAAAUGGCUGACCCUUUAAUCUUUAAUGUGAGUUUGUUAAAUCAUUAGAAGAUCACCUUCCAGCAGCUGAGUGCAGGAAAUACAUGGUGACCAUUUUAUUAAUCAUUAUGUGAUUAUCAAUCAGAUAUGAUUCACACGUUAUGUGACGUUGGUCUAGGUAUUAUCAAAGUGAUUCAUAAAUUUGAUUUGAAUAAAUGAUGUGCCAUGCUUAA